AUGGAUAUUAACACGCUAAAAGAAAAAAACAUAUGCAUAGACGAUUUGAGUAGGGCGCACAAGGAAAAGUACACAACGUUUUUUUUGUUAAACCCAGAUGGUAUUCUGGACUCGGUUGCAGGGUUAGAGAAUUUGGCAUUUUCGUUUGAGGACAUUUCUUACAAAAAUAUUAGAUGCUAUAAAUGCUUAUCCGUUUUUACCUGUGAGAGCAGUGCUGUGUAUAGAGCCUGUCCAAAGUGUCAUGUUGUAAAUGCACUAGUGCCCCAGGACAACAUAGGACGAAAAGUUAUUAUUCUGAUUUGCUACCAUUGUAAUAGUAGGAAUCUGACAAACAUUGAUUGUUCAUAUGUGAAAUGCUUUUUGUGUAGCCGUGUGAACCUUUCGCAGUACCAUAGUGCUCAUUUUAUCGCCCCAAGUCACAGCGCCCAUCCCAGCUCAAAUCGGAAGCAAAGAAAAAAACUCCGACGCCUCUUCGCUAACAUGUUUAAAUGCUUAAGACUCAAAAAAAAGAAGAAGAGAGACGUUAGCCCCUCGUCGGGGAAUAGCGCUAAGGAAAGCUGCGAAGAAAGUCAAAGUGGAGAAGAAGCACAAAGUGAAGUAGAACAUGGGUCCAUUCACAACAAUGCCAGCAUUGAAGAAGGUAGGGAAAAUGACAGAGAGGAAAAUCCACACGGACAAAGAGAAAACAACAAAAAACUCUUUAGUGAAGACAACACACAUGGAUAUGAACCAGAUAUAAAAUACACAAAUGAGGAUUAUCGAAAAAAAUUCUCAAAGACAAAUAAUAGUUUAUAUAAUUCUAAUAUGAAUUAUAUGCCCUACCAAAAUGAUAAGUUUCAAAAUGAUUACAUGAGGAAUUCGAUGAGCAAUAAUGCUCAAAUGGGUUACAUGAAAAAGGGGACCAACGAAUACUGUAACCCUUAUAUGGGCAAUAGCUAUAACAACAACAUGAGGGUCGGAAACCCCUCUGUAGGAUACUCAAGAGAGAACAAUAAUUUUUAUAAUAUGAAAUAUGAUAAGAACUACCAACCCAGCUAUAGCCACAACAACAUGAACCCAAAUUAUUGGAACAAGGACAAUAAGGUAUAUGGAAACAAUUAUCACGAUAUGCACAGACCAGAAAAGUAUAACGACAAAUAUGGAACUGUUGUUGAAAGUGGAAAUGUUAAAAGGAAAACAUUAAUGUUUAAUAACAUCAGUGAUUCGAAUCAGAAAAAAGUGUAUAAACCUAUGAACGUUCUUGAGAUGGAUAAAAAAAGAGAUAGUGAUGUUAGGGCAUGUAUAGAAUAUUUCAACUCCCUACGUAAAAAUAAAAAUGACGAUAUUAAAAUGAUCCUUGAAAAUCAAAACUUUAAAGAAUUCAAUAUUCCAAGAGAGCAUCUCGAAAAUAGAGAUUUCUACAGAUAUGUAGAAUACUACAAGAAACAUAACCUCAGAGAUAUAAUAGACCAAUUUAAUGAAUACGGUGCUAAUGACAAGAACAGAAAUAAAGAUAAAGCUAAUGAGAGUGGGAGCAGUAAGGGGUAUGAUAAAGGUAAGGGCGGUGCGGAGGAUCCCUCCAGGAAUGAAAAAAAUACAAGUGGCAAAAGCACAGACAGUAAAUCGAAAAAAAACAAACGCCCGGAAAAUGACUCACGUGAUAACUCUGAUGGAGAUGGAAGCGCAUACCAUAAGAAGAAAAAGACAAAGUGUGAUCAGAAUAUAAAGCCCACUUUUUACACCUUAGAAGAUUUGUUCGACUAA
Plasmodium fragile is the source of this 1743-nucleotide messenger RNA. RefSeq lists its product as uncharacterized. NCBI's taxonomy places the organism in Eukaryota, Apicomplexa, Aconoidasida, Haemosporida, Plasmodiidae. The coding region runs from base 1 to 1743 and encodes 580 amino acids. The record is from RefSeq and is a predicted model, not a curated record. The transcript has a single exon.